Trichosporon asahii var. asahii CBS 2479 is the source of this 1728-nucleotide messenger RNA. RefSeq lists its product as uncharacterized. Gene Ontology annotation, molecular function: triacylglycerol lipase activity. Lineage: Eukaryota; Fungi; Basidiomycota; Tremellomycetes; Trichosporonales; Trichosporonaceae. The record is from RefSeq and is a predicted model, not a curated record. Bases 1 to 1728 code for a protein of 575 amino acids. The transcript has 2 exons.
AUGUCUGUAUCCCGUCCGUCUCCUGGGUCGACCACCCCGACGCCUCCGCAGACCAACACCGAGACCCGAACAUCACAGUCCGCGUCAUCAACGCCGCGCGCGUCUGUUGAGAAGCCUGACCUUGCCAAGCCGCUGUCGCCGUCGUCCGAGCCUCUGUCGUCGCUGCUGCAGGACGCGCUGUCCUCAUCGUUACCACAUGACAGUCCCAAGACACCCAGCCCGUCAUCUACACCGCGCCCCUUCACACCUCCCAACAGCGUAACACCGCCCCCGAAGGCACACCAUGCACCCGUGAACCGGUCGAAGCGGGCGCUGCCGUCGCACCAGCGGCCGCGUCUCGUGUCGCGCUUGUCGCGUUCAUCCUCCACCACUGGAACGACGUACGCGAAUGCCGAGGACGACAGCCACACGCGGGCCCGAGUGCACGACCAUGCGCACGCCCACGAGCCGUCCAGUGCGACGAUUAAUGAAAUCCAGCGCCGGCUUUCGUCGGGCGGUACGCCCCUCUCGCCAGGCACUAGCAUGUGGGCGAUGGAUUACGCGCACCAGCACACGAGACUAGAGUCCUUCCCUGACCUGGACCCGAGGACGGGACUGCCCAAGUCGCCCGAUAUGAGGACGAGCGACGCACGGUUACAGAUCCAGAGGACGAUAUCGGAGCUUUCGUCGCACGAGGGCGAGGUCGACGACGAGCCGCAGAUGAGCCUGCCGCUCGUUGGGUCGGUGGCGCUGCCGCGAUCGCCCUUCGACGUUGGACGGCGAGCGUUCAGCACUAGCGUGUCCGCGAGCCAGGAUUUCAGCAAGGAUAUCAGCAAGUGGGCGAAGAACUGGCUGCCGGGCACAUCGGUCAGCAAGGAGCACGUCGACUCGAUCCUGAGCGAGGACGACCAGGCGCCGACAGCGGAGCAGGAGCAGGAGCACAUCAACAAGAAAUACGAGACGCCAAAGAACCCGCUCGUGUUCUGCCACGGAUUGCUCGGGUUUGAUGUGCUCGGCCCGCGCAACAUUGCGCCGAUGCAGAUCUCUUACUGGCGCGGCGUGCGCGAAGUGCUGGAGAGCAACGGCGCCGAGGUCAUGAUCUGCCGUGUACCGGCGACGGCGAGCAUCAAGGACCGCGCGACGAUCCUGAUGGAGCAGAUCGAGAAGCAGUACGAGGGCCGCACCGUGAACCUGAUCGGGCACUCGAUGGGCGGCCUCGACUGCCGCUAUCUGAUCUCCGUGCUGAAGCCGACCAAGUUCAGCGUGUGCUCAUUGACGACGAUCUCGACCCCGCACCGCGGCAGUCCGUUUGCCGACUAUGUCAUUGACAAUGUGAUCGGGCGCGACCGUCUCCCGCAGCUGCUGGGCAUGAUGGAGUCGCUGAAUCUGCCCAACUCGGGUGACGGCUCUGCGUUCGCGGCGCUCGGUACACGUGCAAUGCGGGUCUUCAACACGGAAGUCAUCGACGACCCGAACGUGCACUACUAUUCGUGGGGUGCGUCGUGCGACCCGGGGCUCCUCGACACGUUCCGCUGGCCCCACAACGUCAUCUACGCCAAGGAGGGCCCGAACGACGGUCUCGUGUCCGUCUACUCUGCCCGCUGGGGUGAGUACCGCGGCACGCUGCUCGGCGUGAAUCACCUCGAGAUGGUGGGCUGGGUCAACGCCAUGAAGAACAUGUUCUCCAACCUGACUGGCAACCCGGUCAGCUUUAAACCUGGAACUUUCUACCUUGAGAUUGGCUUUUAG